Messenger RNA from Hyaena hyaena (striped hyena), 768 nucleotides. It is a transcript of the gene BARX1, whose product is annotated as BARX homeobox 1. Gene Ontology annotation, biological process: regulation of transcription by RNA polymerase II. Gene Ontology annotation, molecular function: RNA polymerase II transcription regulatory region sequence-specific DNA binding; DNA-binding transcription factor activity, RNA polymerase II-specific. The transcript is spliced from 4 exons. NCBI's taxonomy places the organism in Eukaryota, Metazoa, Chordata, Mammalia, Carnivora, Hyaenidae. Gene Ontology annotation, cellular component: nucleus. The coding region runs from base 1 to 768 and encodes 255 amino acids. The record is from RefSeq and is a predicted model, not a curated record.
AUGCAGCGGCCUGGGGAGCCCGGCGCCGCGCGCUUCGGGCCGCCCGAGGGCUGCGCCGACCACCCGCCGCACCGCUACCGCAGCUUCAUGAUCGAGGAGAUCCUCACCGAGCCGCCGGGGCCCAAGGGCGCCGCGCCCGCCGCCGCCGCCGCCGCCGCCGCGGGCGAGCUGCUCAAGUUCGGCGUGCAGGCGCUGCUGGCGGCGCGGCCCUUCCACAGCCACCUGGCCGUGUUGAAGGCCGAGCCGGCAGCGGUGUUUAAGUUCCCCCUGGCGCCGCUCGGCUGCUCUGGGCUGGGCUCCGCGUUACUGGCAGCAGGGCCUGGCCUGCCCGGCGCCCCUGGCGCUCCGCACCUGCCGCUGGAGCUGCAGCUCCGUGGGAAGCUGGAGACGCAGGGCACUGGGGAGCCGGGCGCCAAGGCCAAGAAGGGGCGUCGGAGCCGUACGGUGUUCACUGAGCUGCAGCUGAUGGGCCUAGAGAAACGCUUCGAGAAGCAGAAGUACCUCUCCACGCCCGACAGAAUAGAUCUCGCUGAAUCCCUGGGCCUGAGCCAGUUGCAGGUGAAGACGUGGUACCAGAAUCGGAGGAUGAAGUGGAAGAAAAUAGUGCUGCAGGGCGGCGGCCUGGAGUCUCCCACCAAGCCCAAGGGGCGGCCCAAGAAGAACUCCAUUCCCACGAGCGAGCAGCUCACGGAGCAGGAGCGCGCGAAGGAGGCAGAGAGGCCAGCGGAGGCGCCAGGCGAGACCAUCGACAGGGGCCGCGAGGACUGA